GGAAGCCCGGGGCGCGCUGGCAAAGCCUUGGACGUUUCUCAGAGCUGCUGGCUCUUUGGAGAGGAGCCCUCAGUUGCUCUUUAGCCGUUUGGCUUCGCUCCUCCUUUCCCCCUCCGAAUCAAGCUAGUCUGAGCUUGCAGGGUUUCCGAAGUGGUGGCUGAAGCCGGGACAGGUUGGGGGAGGGGGCGGGAAGGAAAGUGACAGAACACUUGCUGUGGGGAGCCCUGCCCCGGCCCCUCUCCCCGGGGUGUUUGUCGCUGCAGCCUGGGUGCAAGGGGGGCUAGCGUGCGCCUGGGGGAGAGGAGGAAAGUGCCGUGCUUUGCACUGGUUUCCCUGCUCAAAGUUCCUGUUUUCUCAGCGCCGCGAGUCUUACGAUCCAUUGUGUCGCCGAGCUCAGCUGGCCGGGGCGAGAGGAAGGAAAAUCCCGCCGAGCCAAAUUGGGCACUGCCUGCCGGCGGGGGGGAGAUGCCAUCGCCGGCGAGCGGCGGCGCCUGCUAAGCGACCCGCAGCCGGGGGCGGCGGAGAUGCGGGGUCGCCCUUCGGAGCGCGGCUGAAGCCUCGACAAUGACGACUGGCCUCGAAGCAUGGCCAGUGGGAGCGGGACGGUCCUGCUGAAAUGCGUGGUGGUGGGCGACGGGGCCGUGGGCAAAACGUGCCUGCUGAUGAGCUAUGCCAACGACGCGUUUCCAGAGGAGUACGUGCCCACCGUGUUUGACCACUACGCGGUCACUGUUACAGUUGGGGGGAAGCAGUAUCUGCUGGGGCUGUACGAUACUGCAGGACAGGAAGACUACGAUCGUCUGAGACCUUUAUCUUAUCCUAUGACGGAUGUCUUCCUUAUCUGCUUCUCAGUGGUAAAUCCAGCCUCAUUUCAAAAUGUGAAGGAGGAGUGGGUACCAGAGCUAAAGGAAUAUGCACCUAAUGUACCCUUUUUAUUCGUAGGAACCCAGAUUGAUCUUCGUGAUGAUCCAAAAACUUUAGCAAGAUUGAAUGAUAUGAAGGAGAAGCCUAUAUCUAUGGAACAGGGACAGAAAUUAGCAAAAGAGAUAGGAGCCUGCUGCUAUGUGGAGUGUUCAGCUUUAACACAGAAAGGACUGAAGACUGUUUUUGAUGAAGCUAUAAUAGCCAUUUUAACUCCAAAGAAACACACAGUGAAAAAAAGAAUAGGAUCAAGAUGCAUAAACUGCUGUUUGAUCACGUGAGAUGCAUUUGACAAUGGCCAGGCCUACUGUGAAUUUCUAUCAAAUGUAAAUGAUACCGUACAUAAGUACACAGAACUUGUUAUAGAUCAUAGAAGUUUGUAAGCUAAAAACUUAGGAAUCUAACCUCUGAAAUCAGUGAAAUCCAGAGGAACAAAACCAAACAAAUCAACAAAACUCUAGUAAGAAGCAGCCACCAUCUUUUACAAAUCCUUUAUUUGGACUGGAAGAUACAUACAAUCUCUCAGGGGUUAAAAAAGUUAGAGCCGGCAACAACAGCAUAUAAAUAAUGCUGUAAGUGGAGAUGCUUGGCCCAAAAACACGUUGAACAUAUUUCAAUAGUCUCUUGCUUUGAUCACAUAAAAAUUUCUGCCCAGUCCGUAUGGAAUCUGCACAAAGAAAUACCUUCUGUCUUUGCCCCGGUUAUCUGCUUUUGUACGUAAGCUGCUUUCGAUUCCAGUAUAUCCACAGAGGUGCAAUAAUGAGGCCAGCCACAUAGCCAAAGGUAGCUCCGAGGGAACAGGAAAUGGGCCAUAUCUGAGGGCAGAAAAUAUACAGUAAAAACAGAGAAACAAGGAAAAUAUUGUUUGAGCACAAGUUCAAUGUAAUCAAAAUAUUGAAAGGCAGUACAACCUUUUUCUCUUUAAAGCUUGACGCGCUUUCCUAAAGAAUGCGAAAAGUGUAACAAUCAUACAUGUAUUUAUCAUGAACACUAAGUGUUGUACAGUUAAUUAAUAUAUAUUAAAAUGUAACCAGCCUUCUGGCUACUGCAGGCUUAGUAUGAUACUCACAAAACCAACUGAGAAACUUAAGCAUUUGUGUUACCUGAAGUUUGGGCCAGAUUUAUUGAUAAAGUAUUCUUCAAUUUUUCUGCACACCUUUUGAGAUUUGUAAAAUGUGCAGUUUAAAAAAAAAACCACACAUACACUUGUACCUUUUGCCUUCUUUCUUCCCAUGGACCUUCUAAGCUGUUGGAUAAGUGUGCAGAAAAGAAUGAAGAAUACCAAAUGAGCCUACAUAUCAAGAUGGGGGCAGGGUUUGGUUGACUACACAUACCAGCAUGGACUUGAAAAGCAGGCAGGGGAAUUUCAUAGUUCUUUCCUACUGCUAGUCAAAGGGGACGUAUGGAUGCUGAAUGCACAUUUUACACACAGUUCAGCAAUCAAAAAGUAGGCCCAGUUAAAUGCAGACCCCACUAGGGUUUAGUGCUUAGAAAUUCAUUUCAUUUCCUAGUACAAGGACAGAAUUGGCUCAAUAUGGUCAACUCGUUCUCACACUGCUUCAGGUAAUGGGGCUAGUAGUAGAGUGGAUUUUUUUUCCCCAUACUUGAACCUGGGGGGGAGGGAGAAAUCAAAAAAGCAUUUAAAGUAAAGCCCUAAUCUAGCCUAGGAUGUGGUGGUUAGAGCAUAAUUACCACCCAAUAACAUCCCGUCAAAUGAAGAGCCUCACUGUGUUGAUGACAAAAGAUAAAUUUUAAUUCCUAUUGCUCUUAUAAUGAUUCUUCCAUCUUUUGCCAGGACAACCCUUACUAUGCCUGCUGAACAAUGGUCUCCAUUUUGAGGCAAGUGUACAGUGUACUGGUCUUCUCCUGUUUUCAAGGAGGAGGAGAAAACUGGACAUCAUAGGAACCAUCAGUGCCUCACUUUCUAUCUUUUUGUUCCAGGUCUUCCCUUGUGAUUCAUGAGCAGCAAAGAGUAUGUUUGCUCUUUAUGGUAUUCAUCUUCCUUCUGAAGUUAGCUUUUUCCUAGCUUUGAUCCUGUCCAUUACAUCCUUCUGGUUUGGGGAAGCAUAUUUCCCUCCUAUCUUCUGAUCCUGGGAAGUUUAACUCGAAUAAGUGCUUUGGUUCUCUGCUGUUUCACCUUCACAGUCCUUAUUGUGUGCAGUUUUAUAAGUAUUAUUUGGAGGUCUUUAGGAGUGUAGCAAAGAUGACUAUCUAUAAAUGAGGUGCCUUAGGUACUCUUUAUUGACCUUGAUUCACUCUCCAUUCAUGGCCCCUGUUUCUAUUUGGUAAUUUUGUUCAACAGUGUCAUGCCUGCUGCCUCUUUUAAACCAAAGACUUGCUCAUUUUCAUUCAUUAACAACGGCAUUGCAUCUCUUUUGUAUAAAGUCUUGAUGUCUUCACACAAUAAGGUAUUACAUACAUUUAUAAAUAGUAUAGUGUGGCCUUGGGUAAGAUUAUGCUUCAAUUGGAUCUUUACAUUUCCAUUAUCAGGUUGAAAUCAACUUCAGUAAGUUCCAGAAUUUUACAGGUCAUUAUACGUGUUUACAAAGCAAAAAUUUCUGCAAUGAUAUAACAAAUGUGUUACCUUCUGUAUGAAAGUGCCUCUUGCAGUACUGCUAGAGGUAAGAAGAAACCAUUUGUAUUUCAGCCAAGUCAAAUACCUCUCUAUCCACAAUGGCUUGAUUAACUUGGCAGUUUUCUCUGUGUCCAAUUCACUAACUCUGAGUGAUCAGCGACCCUUUAUUAAAAAUCUUACCUACAUUAGGUGAAUUCAAAGUCUGUAGGUCCUCAUCUGCUUUUCACAAGUACGUGUUGUUCCUGGUGGGGCUUUUGGAAUCUUUCAUAUUUCCCCUUGUGAAUCAACAUCCCUCACAAUCUAUAGCAACUCUCUUUUUUUUGCCCUAUCCAUGCUCUUACUGGGUCAUUCAACUGCUACUAUGACUUAAGGAAUUUUUGGGGAUAGUUUUAUCUUCUCCUGGUCAAAUUGCAACCUGGUGUAAAGCUCAACAUUAAAAACUCUCCUGCAUUCUCAAUCAUUGUCCAGCACUUCAUAACUUUAUUUUUUAACAUACUGCUGUCACUUUCUUCAUAACUUCAAAAGCAUUCUUCCUUGCUUCCUUUUAAAUCUGCGAUAGUAUAUUGCAGAAUUUUAUAGACCAUGUUAUCAAAAUUCAAUCCAGGGAUCUUUGACAGACCUCUGGAAUCCUCCCUUGGCUUUUAGCAGCUGACAGAAAUGAGAGGGAGGAAAGCACACACACACACUUUUCCCAGCAACUAAGUGGAAGGGGGCAAAAAGAGAUAAGGAAUGCCACCCUUCCAGUGGCACAGAAGGGAAGGAUACUGGGCCAGAUCCUCAGCCUGACUGCAGUCCCUUUGGACUGCUCUGAUGGCACAAAGGAGCUGUAAAGCCAGCUUUACUUGGCCUCCUGCGGAUUCCCCAAACAUAGGGGGAAAAUCCUCAGCAUGUACAGAUUGAGCCUAGCUACGUUGUGCUCAUAGCCUCCAGGGUAAGGAGUGCAACUGGGGGUUGGGAAUAUUGUCAGAGCCCUUCUGCACCGUUCUGACCCUUGUCUGCUGGAAUGGCCCUUGAAGCUGACUUGCAGCCAGGUGCAAUUUACAGGAGCCCAAAGGCUCUUCUAGGUUGAAUUAACUGCUGGCUGGCCCCCGGACUGAGAAACUGCAGAGAUGACAAAGUGGCCUCUGCAAAGUGGACUACUGUGUUAACUGAAGCCACAAAACAAUCACAGUGCAACUUCCUCCAAUUGUGAUGUGUCAUGGCAUAAGUGACUCACAAAAACACUGUCAUGACAACACGCACAGCAACUAUAACUUCAUUGAUUCCGUAAGGGCUCUUCUGAUCUUCAAGGCUGAGUAUCACUGCUCUCGAUUGUUUCCUGGACCCUCAUUCCCAUAGAUUCUAAUAAUUUUCUGCUUUGCCUUUUGGAAUCAAAUUAAUUUUCUUGGUCAGGCUGGAUUCUCCCUGGUUUCUGCAUUUGCCCUCUGUAUUUGAGUAUUAAGCUCAUGCGGAUUGCAGUCCCCUCUCAAAGCUCAUUCUAGUCCUCAGAGAAUUGUAGAGGAUUGUACACAAUUUAGUUUAUUUUCUACUCUCUGACCAACGGGAGUUAGGCACCUGUCUCUGCAGCCCCUAUCUACACAUCCUCACUGGUUCCCACAUGAAGGUUGGGUCAGGAACACAUAAAUAGGACGGUAGGCUGCAUCCUCGCUUCAGGUCAGAGAGAGGGGAAAGUUUCUGGUUGUGAGAUGGGGAAAGCUAUGACUUCCUUCGGACAACUAUCACAAACUGUCCUGCUUCUGAGAUGCCAGAAUAAACAUCAACCAGCAUCCCCACAAAACCCAUGAAAGCAGCCAGUUCCCAUAUCAUAUACAUGUGGAAAAUGGCCAGUUCUAAGGUGUGUGUAAUUAUGAAGCUGAAUUGAACAGCUGCUUGAAAAAAAAAAUCUAACAUCCACUCACCAAUUAUUGCAGAAAAGCACCGUUUUAAAGGAGGGAGCAUGGUCCAGUAGUUAGAGCACAAGACAGGCAUUGUGGAUUCUAUUCCUAGCCUGGCCAGUGACUUGUUCUGUGACUUUGGGCAAGUAAUUUCUCUGUGCCUCUACUUUACCAUCUGUAAAAAACAGAUAGUACUUGACUCAAGAAACCCUCGUGAGAAAGCAUUAUAGAAAUGCAAGGUUACUAUCGGAUAGGUUUUCAUCUUAACAAUGACUCUACUACUAAGCAUAUUGUAGACUGGACUGUAUGGCAUGGUUGCAUUGAAGUACACGGCUUGUGGUUUUGGCCCCAUGGGAUUGUUAGCAGCCCUUAUAUGGCUGCUCUGACUUAUACUGAGUAUCUGGCCUUGCACUCAGAAACCUCAGGCUUUGGGGACAGCAAAGGUAAACACUGCUCCCCUCAUGCACCUGACUUGCACUGCAUGCUCAUUGUCUGCAGCUGGGGAUUUGGCCUAAAAUCGCACAAGGGGUAAAAAUGCUAUGUUGGCUAGUAACUUCUCUUACUUGUAUUAGGUCUUCUACAAAAACAUGCAAGCAUUCAGAUUCUGAGCCAGGGUCCAGUCCAGUAUGAUACUGGGCACUUGUCAACUCUCACUGCCUUUAAUGAGAGAAGAGGGUGCCCAGUAUCGCACAGGGAAGGCUUAGCAGUUUGUAGGAUUACAUCAAAGUAAGUAGCACUGCAGAAUCAUAUACCUGGACAAUACAAUUGGAACUUGUCAUGACUGCAUGAUUAUUUUGCCCUUUGUUAACGUAACUCCCCUCACAAGGAAUGGGAGUUGCAGGUAGGCAAUGCUAGCAGAAACACUUAUAAAGUUGCUCAAUGUAGUGUUUAUAAAGUGGGCAGCUACCUAUUAGGAAAACAGGGAUUUAUUUUUAAAGAUGCAAAUAGCAGAUAAAGUGAUCUAUUGUAAGUGGUACCUUCAAUUUUUAAUAAAUUAAGACCAUUCAUUAGACUUUGUAUAAGGGCACUUUGAUUCCUGAACUAUAACUUUAAUUUUUGUGCAUACUAUUUUACAAGAUCCAGUCCACAGCUGUCAAUUAGGAAGCUAUAUAAGUAAUAUGGUUACAUAGGUUUCAGAUAGAAAUUGACUGAAUAAAUGUGCACAGUGAUUUUUUUUUUCCCCUUGAACCUAACAUGCCUUACAGGGUUAUAU
This is a messenger RNA of Dermochelys coriacea (leatherback sea turtle), 6583 nucleotides long. RefSeq names its product ras homolog family member Q (gene RHOQ). The record is from RefSeq and is a predicted model, not a curated record. Gene Ontology annotation, molecular function: GTPase activity; GTP binding. The coding region runs from base 585 to 1202 and encodes 205 amino acids. Lineage: Eukaryota; Metazoa; Chordata; Testudines; Dermochelyidae. The transcript has 5 exons. Gene Ontology annotation, biological process: small GTPase-mediated signal transduction; cortical actin cytoskeleton organization.